Messenger RNA from Clupea harengus (Atlantic herring), 1599 nucleotides. It is a transcript of the gene tspearb, whose product is annotated as thrombospondin-type laminin G domain and EAR repeat-containing protein-like. The record is from RefSeq and is a predicted model, not a curated record. The coding region runs from base 1 to 1179 and encodes 392 amino acids. Gene Ontology annotation, biological process: signal transduction. Lineage: Eukaryota; Metazoa; Chordata; Actinopteri; Clupeiformes; Clupeidae. The transcript is spliced from 7 exons.
AUGGUAGUGGCACGGGAAAGGCCCGAGGCUGGGCCUAGCGGCAACGAGUGGUGGCAGACAACAGAAAAGCGCGAUCCCCAAAGCAAGCCCCAGCAUGCGCGCCUGGACUACGUGGAGGACCAUCAGUACCUCCACACCCGCUCCAAGACCUUCGACACCGAGGUCUUCCUCAUCCCCUCCGCCGGCCUCUUCCUGGCGGCCGCCGGCCACGAUUCCCAGACGGGAUCCGCCAUCUAUAAGUGGGAUGAGGGGGAAUUCCGGCUCUUCCAAAACAUCAGCACCUAUGAGGCGCAAGCCUGGAAGUACUUCACCAUCGGGAAAAGGAGCUUCCUGGUGGUGGCUAACUCUGCUAGCAGUGAAGGGGGAGAGGAGGAGUACUCCGUCAUCUAUAAGUGGAGUCGGAGGAAGCAGAAGUUCUUCCGAUACCAGCGCCUGCAGACCCACACUGCCCAAGACUGGGAGGCCUUCAGCAUCCAGGGAGAGGCCUUCCUCGCUGUGGCCAAUCACAGGAGAGAUGACAACAACCACAACAUAGACAGCGUCAUCUACAAGUGGAACCCAGGAACCAAGCUGUUUGAGGUGAACCAGACCCUUCUGACGUCAGGGGCGUACGAUUGGGAGGCCUUCAGCGUGGGGCCGUACCACUUCCUGGCCGUGGCCAACACCUUUGAUGGGGUGACCACGCGCCUCAACUCCACCAUCUACGUGUGGGUGGCAGGCCAGUUUCAGCACUUCCAGCACAUCACUACGUCUGGGGCCACAGACUGGGAGAUGUUUGAGAUUGGUGGGCGGGUCUUCCUGGCGGUGGCCAAUGGGGAGCUGCACACACACGGGUCGAGCCAGUACUCCAUCAACUCCACCAUCUACGAGCUCAACAUGGAGCUGCAGACUUUCAUCAGGUUCCAGGACAUACUCACACACACGGCGGUGGACUGGGAGUUCUUCACAGUGGGGACCCAGAGCUUCCUGGUAGUGGCCAACUCCUACAACGGCACAUCCUACUCCCUCAAGAGCAUCAUCUACAGGUGGCAAGGCUCUGAGGGGUUUGUCUCUGCUCAUGAGCUGCUGACUGUGGGCUGCAGAGACUGGGAGUUCUUCCACACCAGUGAAGGUUCCUUCCUCAUCUACUCCAGCGCCACCUCAGUGCUCUCCAAAGUCUUCAGGCUCAAGACCUACUAAAGACAAGACUGACAGGCUCAAGACCUACUAAAGACCAGACUGACAGGCUCAAGACCUACUAAAGACAAGACUGACAGGCUCAAGACCUACUAAUGACAAGACUGACAGGCUCAAGACCUACUGAAGACCAGACUGACAGGCUCAAGACCUACUAAAGACAAGACUGACAGGCUCAAGACCUACUAAAGACCGGACUGACAGGCUCAAGACCUACUAAAGACAAGACUGACAGGCUCAAGACCUACUAAAGACCUACUGACAGGCUCAAGACCUACUAAAGACCAGACUGACAGGCUCAAGACCUACUGACAGGCUCAAGACCUACUAAACACUAGACCAACAAGAUAAAGACCUACUGAAGACCGGACUUACAGUUUCAGAAUAUACUUAAGACCGGACCUACAGACUUCAGGCCAGUUU